Molecule: messenger RNA, 1286 nt
Organism: Paramecium primaurelia
Lineage: Eukaryota; Ciliophora; Oligohymenophorea; Peniculida; Parameciidae
Source: the annotation of a GenBank genome assembly
AUGCAAUCUCGUUCAUAAAGAAGAAGAAGAAUAUUGAAAUAAUGCAUUCAAAAAAAGAGUAAAAUAGAAGACAAUGCUCAUGUAACUUAGGAAAUAGAUUCUGAAUACGAGGAUGUUAGUGAAAUGGAGGAAGAUGAACAUAUUCAAUAUGAAGAUGAAUUUGAUGAUGAAUAUGGUAAAUUAUCAAAAUAAUUUAGUUAGAGAGUGAAGAAGGAGAAAUCAAUAUAGAUAGUGAAGAUGAAGAAAUAUUAGAAAAGGAAGAGUAAUCUUAAGAAUAAUCAUAAUAAACUCAAUAAUAAUAAUAACCCAUAUAAUAAUAAUCAAAACUCAAGAGAAAGAAGAAGGGUAUGGAAUAAGAGAAUCAAGAAAAUCAAAAGAGAGUAUGGUUCUAUGAUGAAGCUGAAAAUUUAGAUUUUGAUAAUAGAGCUUAUAAUAUGUUACAUAGAGUCACAACUGAAUGGCCUUGUUUAUCUUGUGAUUUUGUAUUAACUGAAGAAGAAUAAUAAUAAUAUAAAAAUAAGGAAUAUCAAAAAAUGAAUAAAUAUCCAUAUAGUGUUUAUUUAGCUGCUGGUACUCAAGCAGCAUAACCAACCAAAAAUUAAAUAUACUUAUUAAAAUUAUCAAAAAUGCAUAAAACUAAAUAUGAUGAUGAUGAAGCAUCUUAAUCAGAAGAAGAUAGUGAAGAUGAUAAUCUUAGUAAUGAUGAAGAAGGUUAAGUACAUUUGAGUAGUGUUACAGGAUUAAAAUGUGGAGUCAAUAGAAUUAAAACUAUGAAUGGUUAAGCAAUUGCUGCUUAUUGGAAUGAAAAUGGAGAUGUUAAUAUUUUAGAUCUUAAUCCAUUAUAUAAAAAACUUUAAUCUAAUUAAUAAUCUUAAUUUAAUUUAUCAUAAUUACAUCAUAAAGUAUUUAAAAAUUAACAUGAAGGAUUUGCAUUAGAUUGGAGUCGUUUAAAAGUAGGUGAUUUAUUAAGUGGUUCAGUUGAUGGUAAAAUUUAUUUAUAUCAAUUAAAUAAUAAUGAUUGGAUUAGAGAAAAUAAAGCUUAUGAAUAUCAUAAGGGAAGUGUUGAAGAUUUAUAAUUUUCACCAAUUGAAAGUUUUGUAUUUGCUUCAUGUUCUACUGAUGGAACUCUAUGUAUUGUUGAUACAAGAGAAGGAAAACAUAAAUAAGCUUAANUAAAAAUUGAUAUAGUUAAUUUGGAGUAUUAUAAUAAGUUAACAUAAUAAUAUAAAGAUUUUUAUGUUAACUUAUUGUAUUUAUAUUUAAUCAAUAAAAGUUGGAAUGAAUGA